Messenger RNA from Bradysia coprophila, 4691 nucleotides. It is a transcript of the gene Upf1, whose product is annotated as Upf1 RNA helicase. The record is from RefSeq and is a predicted model, not a curated record. Gene Ontology annotation, cellular component: cytoplasm. Gene Ontology annotation, molecular function: hydrolase activity; RNA helicase activity; DNA binding. Gene Ontology annotation, biological process: nuclear-transcribed mRNA catabolic process, nonsense-mediated decay. Lineage: Eukaryota; Metazoa; Arthropoda; Insecta; Diptera; Sciaridae.
AGUGAAUUUAUCAUCGUAGUAAACGGUUGACAUUCAGAACUAUUUCGUAAGGCAUUGAAAACACCAUCCCAGCACUAUUCGAACAUAGCAAAAGAAAAUUCGUUGGUGUGCGAGGAAAUUGUGCAUUAAGUUGAAGGUUAUCAGAAAAUUAAAUUGCGUGUAAAAUAGCAACCGAAAAAGAUGACGGAAUACGGUGAUGGGGGUUCACAACUGACAUUCUUGGACACAGACGAUUUGAUAUUGGGUGCCGAUACACAGGCUACGGAUUUCGAUUUCCGUGACUUUACGAUACCCAGCCAAAGUCAAACGCAGGCAUCACAGUCCGAUUUGACUGGAUCUAGUCAGAUCAAUGGCAUUACCAAAGGACGUAAGGUGUUGCCGAUCAACAGCAUGGCCGAAUUGCAAUUCGAAGAGGAAGACGACGAUACGGUUUUGCCGACACAAGAAUUGCCACCGCACGCAUGUAAAUACUGCGGGAUUCAUGAACCAUCGACGGUUGUUAUGUGCAACAUUUGCAAAACGAAAUACAACAAAGAGAGAUGGUUUUGCAAUGGUCAAGGGAGCACAUCGGGUAGCCACAUAAUCAAUCAUUUGGUGCGGGCAAAACAUCGUGAAGUGACGUUGCACAGCGAUGGACCGUUGGGCGAAACAAUAUUGGAAUGUUAUUCGUGUGGCGUGCGGAAUGUUUUCGUUUUAGGAUUUAUACCAGCCAAAGCAGACUCUGUGGUCGUUUUGCUGUGCAGACAACCGUGUGCUGCUCAAAAUUCACUCAAGGACAUGAAUUGGGAUCAAGAGCAAUGGAAGCCGUUAAUCUCCGAUCGAUCGCUGCUAUCGUGGCUAGUGAAAAUACCGACCGAACAGGAACAGUUGCGGGCUAGACAGGUGUCGGCCGUGCAAAUCAAUAAACUCGAGGAGUUGUGGAAAGAGAAUGAAAAUGCGACGUUUCAAGAUUUGGAAAAACCGGGCGUCGAUAGCGAGCCAUCACAGGUACUGCUACGCUACGAGGACGGAUUUCAAUAUCAGAAAGUGUUCGGACCGUUGGUACGGUUGGAGGCAGACUACGAUAAACGUUUGAAGGAAUCACAAACACAAGAAAAUAUCGAGGUUCGAUGGGAUGUCGGUCUGAAUAAGAAGACGAUUGCGUAUUUCACCUUGGCAAAAACUGACGGCGACAUGAAACUGAUGCACGGCGAUGAAUUGCGACUGCGAUAUGUCGGUGAAUUGCACAAACCCUGGUCGGAUAACGGUCAUGUGAUCAAGGUGCCGGAUAAUUUCGGCGAAGACGUCGGGUUGGAAUUGAAGAACAGUCAAUCGGCGCCCAUCGAAUGCACAUCGAACUUUGUGAUCGACUUCAUUUGGAAGGGAACCUCAUUUGACCGGAUGCAGUUGGCUUUGAAUAAAUUCGCCGUCGACGAUAAUUCGGUGUCGAAUUACAUUUACUCGCGUUUGCUCGGCCACGGUCGACAUGACGGAUCCGAUGAGUUAACGUUCCGUUGUGCUAGUUUACCGAAACAUUUCAGUGCACCGAAUCUGCCAGAUUUGAAUCGUUCGCAGGUGUAUGCGGUUAAGCAUGCCAUCCAGAGGCCACUCAGCUUAAUCCAGGGACCUCCAGGUACUGGUAAAACCGUCACUUCUGCCACGAUCGUCUAUCAACUUGUUCAGCAAAAUGGUGGACCGGUUCUAGUGUGUGCUCCGAGUAACACGGCCGUAGAUCAGUUAACCGAGAAAAUCCAUCAAACUGACUUGAAAGUCGUCCGAGUGUGUGCUAAGUCACGUGAGGCAAUCGACUCACCGGUCAGUUUUCUGGCGUUGCACAAUCAAAUCAAGAACAUGACCAGCAACACGGAAUUGAAUAAACUGCAGCAGCUCAAAGACGAAACUGGUGAAUUAAGCUCGGCCGAUGAGAAACGGUACCGUAUGCUGAAAAAGUCAGCCGAACGGGAAUUGCUCGAAGCGGCUGAUGUUAUAUGUUGCACUUGCGUCGGUGCUGGUGAUCCUCGAUUGGCUCGCAUCAAAUUCAACAGUAUCCUGAUCGACGAGAGUAUGCAAUCGACGGAACCCGAGUGUAUGGUGCCGGUGGUUCUUGGUGCCAAGCAAUUGAUCUUGGUCGGUGAUCACUGUCAACUCGGUCCAGUUGUGAUGUGCAAAAAGGCAGCCAAGGCCGGCCUGUCGCAAAGUUUGUUCGAACGAUUAGUAGUGUUGGGUAUACGACCGUUCCGAUUGGAAGUGCAGUACCGGAUGCAUCCCGAAUUGUCCCAAUUUCCGUCCAACUUUUUCUACGAAGGAAGUCUGCAGAAUGGUGUUUGUGCGGACGAACGUCGGUUGAAGAUUGACUUCCCAUGGCCGGAAGCUGAUCGUCCGAUGUUUUUCCUAGUCACUCAAGGUCAAGAAGAAAUCGCUGGCAGCGGCACAUCCUACCUGAAUCGUACGGAAGCGUCAAAUGUGGAGAAAAUUACGACUCGUUUUUUGAAGUGUGGUGUUGAACCGUCACAGAUCGGCAUCAUAACGCCUUACGAAGGACAGAGAGCAUAUUUGGUGCAGUACAUGCAGUACCAGGGCAGUCUUCAUUCUAAACUGUAUCAAGGCAUCGAAAUCGCCAGUGUUGAUGCGUUUCAAGGACGCGAAAAGGACAUCAUCAUCAUGUCUUGCGUUCGGUCGAACGAACACCAGGGAAUUGGUUUCUUAAAUGACCCGCGUCGUUUGAAUGUAGCUCUGACCAGAGCCAAGUACGGCAUCAUCAUUGUGGGCAAUCCGAAAGUGUUGGCGAAACAGCCACUGUGGAACCACCUGUUGAACUUCUACAAAGAGCGCAAAGUGCUCGUCGAAGGAUCGCUGAACAAUUUGAAGGAGUCAAUGAUUCAAUUUGUCAAACCAAAGAAAAUCGUCAACACAUUGAACCCGGGGACUCAUUUCAUGUCCAACGCGAUGUACGAUGCCAAAGAGGCGAUGGCCGUUGGUUCGUUUUACGACAAAUCCGGUUCGAUGGGCUACAAUCCGCAUGGUGGUCACGGCAAUGCUCAUAUGCACCAUCAGCCACCGAUGCAGAUGCCAUACAAUCGCAAUCCACAACUGGAUAUGUUUGCUCGCACCCACGAUUCGAUCAGUUACAUAUCGCCGGAACGCGCACAGGCGACAAUGAACAAUAUGCCCGUUCCGGUCGGAAUGUUCAUGAAUAUGGGCAACAUUCCGCCACGAUUUUACAAUCAACAUCAACAGGCCGUUCAGGCAUCGAAACAGAGCCGUCGCAAACCGAUGCCGAUCAACAAAACGUCACGUACGCAUGGCGGUGGUAGUCAAAAUCAUCCGUUGACACAAGGAAUGUCACAGAAUAUGAGCCAGCCGGGUUUCAGUUUGUCGCAGCAUGGUGAUUUGUCGCAAGAUUUUAUGGCCGAAUAUCAGUCGCAAAUGGAUGGCAUUCUGUCGCAGGAUUCUAGCUUUCAGCAGAGUCAAGGCAUGGAUCGCUUCACCGCUGGUAUGCAACAAUCAAAUCAAUUCUCCCAACCAUACUGAUAACACCGGAACGAUGCGUUGAACUACACAAAAUUGAUUUAUAGAAGAAAAACACACAAAAUUUAACGUUUUUUGGGUCGUGAGAGGUUUCAUGAGAAAUUCGCUUAUUAUUACGAUUGAAAAUCAUUGAAAAGUUGCAAAACAACAACAAACCAAAGUAGCAAUAUCUCGAUUAGAGAGAGAGAGACAGACAGAGAGAGAAGAGAGAGGGAACAAAGAGCCUAAAAUAUGAAGAAGAAAAUACAUUGAAGAUUACAACCGCAUUGCUUUUAUUAAUGCCGGAUGGAAACAGGCUUAACAUUGUGGAUGAACACACACACACACACACACACAGAUAGUGAGAUGAACAACCAAUUUGUGACAAAAGGAAAAAGCAAUUUUCCAUUUGAUUGUGUGAUGAUGGAAAAGGAAAUUUUGUUCGAAAUAAUUUGACGUAAUGAUGAGCGGGUGCAAUUUAUACAAUGAACCGGUCAAACUUAAAAGAAAACUAAAGGAAAUGAUAAAAAAAAUUUGCAAAAUCCAACAAAACUGUCUUUCACAUCGGAUACGAAGUGAACGAUUGGGAAUAAAACAAAACAAAUAAAUUGUAAAGCAAACAGGCGUCUGAACAUUUCAAGUGUACGUUGCAAGCUUUGAAUCCCCGCAAAUGUACGAAUGUUGCGAUGUGCGUUCUCUGAACGGGGACGAAAAAUCACAACGAAAUAAAAUUGGGCGACAAAGCUAUCGUUCAAUUCCACGAAACGGAAUUUGAUAGAAUGCCACUUGAUCGUUUUGUGACUGUAAAAUGCAGUCAUCGAUCCGCUAUUACAAUGACAACCAACACAGCAUCAACAUCAGCUAAAUUUUUAUUUUAUUUUUUUUUUAAGUUUUUAGUUUUUCCUCCAUCCGUUUUAAGUUUUCCGAAGCGACAAACCAAAUUUUUUGUGUUUAAAAUUUAAUUUUAACUUCACAUCUUCCUCCCCUAACACUAUCAAUCAACCAAAUUCGUCAUUUACUAAUACCCCAUCACCCCUUUCCCAUUUCAAUUUCCUUUCGAGUCACCUUUCAUUUCUUAUCUCUAGUGAUUAGAUCAUUCGAGCUAUUAAAACCCGAUGCAGAACAAUAAAAGAAAAACCGAAUUCAUCAAAACUUCUAAAGAUUUGUAUUCUGUUCCGUUUCAAUAAAAUGAUUUAAAAACCACA